This is a messenger RNA of Astyanax mexicanus (Mexican tetra), 6173 nucleotides long. It is a transcript of the gene med1, whose product is annotated as mediator complex subunit 1. The coding region runs from base 22 to 5424 and encodes 1800 amino acids. The record is from RefSeq and is a predicted model, not a curated record. Gene Ontology annotation, biological process: regulation of transcription by RNA polymerase II; cellular response to thyroid hormone stimulus. The transcript is spliced from 16 exons. Gene Ontology annotation, cellular component: mediator complex. Gene Ontology annotation, molecular function: nuclear vitamin D receptor binding; transcription coregulator activity; nuclear retinoic acid receptor binding. Lineage: Eukaryota; Metazoa; Chordata; Actinopteri; Characiformes; Acestrorhamphidae.
ACCGGCCGUGAGGGAGCGAAGAUGGCGGCGGUGCCGUUAGCCGGCUGCAGCCCCGCCGCGGAGCCUGCAAACACCGCCGCGGUCCCAGGGCCCGCGGAGCGGCUCAGGGUGGAGGAGGGAACCGAGGCAGAGAAGCAGACUCGGGUGUCCGCCCUGUUGGAGAGAUUACACGCCAAGCACAAUGCCGCUCGGCCCUGGCAGGAGACCAGCAAGAUCGUUAGACAGGCCAUGGAAAAGCGUGGGGUGAUGAAUUCAGCCGGACACCAGCUUCUGCUCAGCUGUUUGGAGACACUACAGAAGGCACUAAAAGUGUCCUCGCUGGCCUCGAUGACCGACCGUCUGGAGUCCAUCGCUCGGCAGAACAUGUUAGGCUCUCACCUCAGCCCUUCAGAAACGGAGUGCUAUAUCACCUCCGACAUGUUCUAUGUUGAGGUGCAGCUGGACAGCAGCGGACAGCUGGUGGACGUUAAAGUGGCCCAUCACGGUGAAAACCCCGCGAGUUGUCCAGAGCUGAUACAGCACCUCAGAGAGAAAAAUUUUGAUGAAUUCUCCAAACAUCUUAAGGGUCUGGUGAACCUGUACAAGCUUCCUGGAGACAAUAAACUGAAGACAAAGAUGUACCUCGCUCUCCAGUCUAUUGAGAUGGACCUCACAAAGAUGAUGCACAUGUUCAGGUUGGCUACCAGUGCUAACACUGUGGAGACUAUACUGCACGGUAGUGUUGGUCUGCUGACUUUGAGGAGUGGUGGUAAUCUCCUGUCCCUGCAGUGUUACGUCUCUCCGUAUGACAUCUUCGAGGAGGGCUCUGGGACUCAGCUCAGUUUCACAGAUUCAAACAUACCUCAUUCGCUGGGAGUGAGUGUGUCUGUGACUGUGGAGGGAACAUCAGCCGUGUACAAGCUUCCCAUUGCUCCUCUUAUCAUGGGAUCACAUCCAGUAGAUAACAAGGGGACACCAACAUUUUCUCCAGUGACAAACUCAAACUGUGUGGACCUGCCUGCAUGUUUCUUUCUGAAGAUGAACUGCCCCAUGCCUUUCUCAUUGUCUUUCAUUCAGAAAAUGGGAAAUGUGACAGGUAUUUCUGUGUUUGAAUCUGCCCCUACGUUGUCGUCACUUUAUGAUCUCAUCAUUAAAAGCCAACUCGGUGAAGAAGAGGGAGCCAGUCCUCCAGCUUCAGGCCGGUCUAUGCGCUUCUAUGCGGCACUGCCAGGGCAGCAGCAUUGUUACUUUCUGAAUGGAGAUGCCCCUGUGCAAGAUGGCAGAUCGCUUCAGGGAGCGCUCGUAUCCAAAAUACCCUUCAGACACCCUGCCCACGUACCCCCUUUACUGGAAAUUAUACGACACCAGGCAGCUUACAAUACACUGAUCGGCAGCUGUGUGAAAAAGACGUUCAUAAAGGAAGAUACUCCUGGGCUGCUGCAGUUUGAGGUGUGUCCACUCACAGACUCCAGUUUCAGUGUUUCCUUCCAGCAUCCUGUGAAUGAGUCCCUUGUUUGUGUGGUAAUGGAAGUGAUUGACUCUAGGCAGGUGGCCUGUAAGCUGUACAAAGGCCUUUCGGAUGCUUUGAUCUGUACAGAUGAAUUCAUUACGAAGGUGGUUCAGAGAUGCAUGUCCAUUCCUGUGACGAUGCGAGCUAUCCGACGUAAGGCAGAGACCAUUCAGGCAGACACUCCGGCUUUGUCCCUGAUAGCUGAAACUGUGGAGAUAAUGGUCAAGAAGAACUUGCCUCCAACAGGCAGCCCAGGUUAUAUGGGAAUGGGCCCAGGGCCUGAUGGGAACAAUCCCUUGGGCCUCCCUAGUGUUGGAGGUGCUACUCCUACAGGAGGCAGCGGUGCUGGGGGCAUAGGUGCAGUUGGAGCAUUCCAAGGCCCAAUCACCUCAAUGUAUAACAUGGGCCGCCAGGUCAGUGUGGAGAGUAUUGGACCAGUGGGAAAUCAACAACAGCAGAUGCAGCAGCAGCCGUCACAGCACAGCCAUGGUUCAGAUGACUUCAGCAAAGUGACUCAGAACCCAAUAUUGACCAGCCUGUUGCAGAUAACUGGAAGUGUGGGGUCCAGUCCCACUCCCCAGGCUUCUGCAGGAUCACAGCCGCACCAGACACCUCCCCCGACCACAUCACCAGCCAGCAACACCAAAAACCAUCCAAUGUUGAUGAACUUGUUAAAGGACAACCCCUCACAGGACUUUGCUGCGCUGUAUGGUAGUAGCCCCCUGGAGAGGCAAAACUCCUCUGGGUCUCCUCGAACAGACAGCCAAGGUCAGCCUUGUUCAGCAGGAGGUCCAAAGGGCAAGAAGAAGCGUCCAAGGGCAACAGACAAAGGCAUGAUGGGAGCAGGAGGUAUGGGGAUGAAGCAAUCACAGCAACAGCAGAUGGGAGGUAUGUCUCAACAGCAUCAUCAUACGCACCACCCUACUGAAGAUGACUUUCACCGCGAGCUCUUUUCCAUGGAUGUGGAUGCCUCUCAAAAUCCUAUCUUCGAUGUCAAUCUACCAGGCGAUGGACUAGACACUCCCCACAGUAUCACGCCGGCCCCCAGCCAAUGUGGGACACCACCCUCAGGUCCUGGAAUGUCGUAUCACUCUCAGUCACAUGUCCAAGCUCAGACACAAGCCCAGUCCCAGCCAGGUCCUUUACAGCGAAUGGUACGCCUCUCUAGCUCAGACAGUAUUGGGCCUGACAUUAAUGAUAUUCUUUCUGAUAUUCCAGACCAGGCCACCAAAGGAAGCAGUGGCAGCCAUGGGCAGCAUCACAUGGGUGGGGAAGAGGGAGGUUCCUUGGGCACUCCAUUACGGGACUCUUCCAGUUCAGGUCAGGGUAGCACAGUAUUUGAUUCUGACUUGUUUAAUGCCAACAGCAACGAAAACCCUUUUGCUGAUCCAGCAGAUCUAAUAGCAGAGGCCACUACUGCAGCAACACCUAAUAGUGAUGCAUCUUCAAGUAACUUUUUUCCAGACACAGACUUUAAUCCAGAACUGCUUUCUGGACAGGGAACCUUUUCACAGAGCUACUUUGAGGACAGUUCACCUAGUCCAGAUCCAGAUCUCGACCUCGUCAAGGGCUUCAGUGGGGGAAGUCAACAGAACACUCCUUCAGGCACCCCUCAAAAUCCCACCUCUCAUGGCCGAAAUACGCCUGAUGCCUCGUUAAAGGACCCUUUUGACAUUGGCUUGGUAUUCGGUGGCAGUAGUGGAGGAGGAAAGCCACUUCUAGGACCAGCACCAGAUAUGGGAGAUCCACAUCCAACUCAUGGAGUUGGUGGGCAAAGUCCACUCAUGAUGAGCAUGGGAGGAGUGGGCAGUGACUUUAAAAGUAGUGAAGUAAAAAUGAAACAGCAGCAGAUGAGGCCGAAGGAAGAUAAUGGAGGAGGGAACUCUGGGAUGGGGAUGGGAGGGUCAGGUUCUUCUGAAGGGAAACAGAUGAAGCGUAGCCGUACUCCUUCUAGUGAAGGAAAAUCAAAAGAAAAACCACCCAAGCGUAAGAAGCUAGAUCCUGACGGCAAGUCUCCCUCACACAGCUCAGGGGGUCGACCCUAUACACCUCCCAGUGGAAGUGCCAGUUCAGGAGGGUCAAUAAGUGGAGGAGGAUCCAAAUCACCAGGAAGCUCAGGUCGUUCUCAGACUCCACCAGGCGGUGCCACUCCCCCUAUACCUAAAAUCACAAUACAGAUCCCCAGAACAGGAGGGAAAACGUCUUCUCAUGGGGGUUAUACAUCAAGCAGCUCAACAGGUGGAAGUUCUGGUGGUGCCAGUGGCACAAGUAGCAGUAAAAGUCACCAUUCCCACUCCUCGUCCUCUGGAAAGAUCAAGAGCAGUAAGAUGGAAGGCUCCAUGGGACAAGGCAACAGUUCAAAGCCAACUAGUACAGGAGGAGGUGGGAGUGGCAUGUCUUCUCAGUCAAAAAGCUCAUCCUUGGGCAUGGGCUCGGGUAAACCAGGCUCUUCUCCAGUCACCAAGCACGGCAUGUCGGGGUCAGGUAGUGGUGGAAGUAGUGGUGGAGUGUCUGGGAAUAAAAUAAAACCCCAAGGAGGCAAGCCACCUGGAUCUAUGAUGAACCCAAAUAUUAAGCCCAACAUCUCUCCUUCACACUCUCGCUCUGGUAAUUCUGACAAACUUUCUUCCCCAUUGAAACAUCAGCAGGGUCAGGUUCCUGGGACACCGCCGUCUUCAAAAGCUAAGUCUCCAAUUGGUUCUGGAAGUGGGAGUUUAGGGGGGUCCAAGUCCUCUUCUAGUGGUGGGAUGAGUUCUCAAAAACAGUUAGGAAGUGGGUCUUCCUCUGGCUCUUCCUCGUCAUCCAACUCAUCUGCUAGCUCUUCCUCUUCUUCAGGCUCCAUGUCUUUUUCCUCUAGUGGCCAGGCCCAGUAUGGGGGGGGUUCAGGUAGUGGAGGAGGCGGAGGAGGUGGUGGAGGAGGAGGUGGCGGUGGGAACAAUCCUAAUGCCAAGGGCAAGUCCCCGAGUAGAAACAAGAAGCCUUCGUUGAUAGCAGUCAUAGACAAGUUGAAGAGUGUUGGCAGUGGUGGGAUCGGAGGGGAGGAAGGCGAGGGUGGAGGAGGUGGCGGCAAUGGCAACAGUUCCGGUAGUGGUGGGGGGGUACCGCAAAAUAUCGGCCAUGCGUCUUCCAAGCAAGGAAUCUCCUCCCAGGGAGGCGAGUACCUAAACAAGCGGGACAAGUCAGAAAAAGAAAGCAAAUCCAAAGUGUCCGUUUCGGGGGGCAGCUCGAGCGACAAGAAGCUGAUGGACCAGAAGUCUGGUGGAGUGAGCAGUACCGGUGUUGCUAAGAUUAUCAUCAGCAAGUCAGACGGAGGUUCUCCAAGCAUCAAGUCCAAAGUAACCCUCCAGAAGCCCGGGGAAGGGGCAGGAGAAGGCUCUAUGCGGUCCCAGCAUUCAGGUCUAAAAGCAUCACCUCUUUUUAGUGGUUCAACCCCAAAACAUGAUCGUAGUUCCCCAAGCCACAGUCGCUCCCCAGGGUACACUCCUUUGAACCAGGACAGUGAAAGCGAAUCUGGUAGCAGUUCAGUUGCAGAGAAGUCUCAUCAGAAUAGUCCGAGCUCUGACGACGAUCAGGCCAUGCGGCCGAUCCAGCCGCCGCAAGACUACAUGAGCUCCAUGUCCGUCAGCUUGGGCGAGAAACACAAGAAACACAAAAAGGAGAAGAAGAAGCAGAAAGACCGGGAACGAGACAGGGACAGGGAUCGAGACAGAGACAGAGAGAGGGAUCGAGAGAAGGAGAAGAAAAAGUCAGCCAUGUCCUGUGCUCCCUCUUCUCACCCAAUGAAGGCAGAUAGUUGGUCCAGAUCCCCCAUGUCUUCUUCAGAAACCUCCAUGUCUAUGCUUGGGUCUGAGCGCCCGCCGCGACCUAGUUCUCCUAUGUAUAUGCACACAGAGGAUGAUGAUCUGAUGGAUUCUGCCCUGACUGGCAAUUUGUAACCUUUCAAAUAGACAACACUGUUACCGCAGUGCUUAACAUGUACCCUCGUCGUGUUCUAGUUUUUUUUUUUUUUUUUUUGAAAAUGUGGUAUUUCUGCGACUCUGAGAAGAUUUAUAAUGUUACACAUGCCACUUUUUACAAAGAUGUCAUGUCCAAGGUCUGUUUCAGAGAAACUGGACAGUUUUUUUUAACUAAAAAUGAGUUAUUCAAUACUCUAAAAUAGAAGGACAGAUUUAAAACAAAUGGAAAAUGUGAUGUGCUGUCAAUAUUAUUAUAAAACUUUAGACAGUAUUUCAUUUUAUGGACUUUAAUUCAAAUGAAUGCCCUAACAUGAGCUUAGAGAAAAGGUACACUGUGAAUUUCAGCCCUGUUAUAAUGUCUGUCUAAAAGUAAGGAAAUGAUUUGUAGUGUCUAGUUCUCAUGGUGUUAGAACUAGCAUUUUUUAAAGGGAUGUUAUCUAAAGAAGAGAGUAUACUGUAUUUUUUAAAAGAUGAACUGAAAAGAAGUUGCCUUCUCCCUCAAAAUGCUCUCCAACUGUUUAAACGAUUUCUUUUAUAGUAUUGGGCCUAAUUGCCUUAAACUUUUAUAUUUUAUUACAUUUUUGUUCAUUUCAUCAUGUUUAUUUAACUGUGUAAUUUUACAUGUAGCUUCUGCUUUUAAAAACAUUAUGCAUUUAGAUCAUUUUCCUUUUAAUGUAAAUAUGCAGGAAUUUUACAGGCUUUAAAUAAACUUCUUAAUGCCAACAAAA